Molecule: messenger RNA, 2199 nt
Organism: Schistosoma mattheei
Lineage: Eukaryota; Metazoa; Platyhelminthes; Trematoda; Strigeidida; Schistosomatidae
Source: the annotation of a GenBank genome assembly
CUAUGUAGAAUAUUAAGCCUAAUGGUUAGUCGUUUGAAACUAAUAUGUCUUGAUAAUAAUUCUCAUUGUCUUUGAUACGCGAGAAUAAAUCAUAAUUAUCUUACAUACUUUGUCGGGCAAAUAUCUAGGCAGAAACUGUUUUCUGUUAAUUGACUAUAAAUAAUGUAUAGUAUCAUUGCUGACAACAUACCUUUUUUAGAAAUGUCAUCGAAUCAAACGAUCAUGUACGAAAACAGUCAUCAGCUUAUUGUAAACCAAAGUACAAUUUUAUGAGAAAUUGUUCUUGUUUGUAGUUGGUGAAAUCGAUUUAUGUUUCUAUUCAACUGGUUAUAUUAAUCCAGUUAAUCUUUCGGUAAAUAAUUAAGUUUAUCAUGCUUCAUAAGACUUAUUGUGGUGGGAUCAAAAAACAGAGUAUAACAGCACUUAACUUUCAGAGAACAGCGUUUUUAACUCUAUCCCAUUGAUAUAAAAGUGAAAGCAGUAGUAGUAAAGUAUAGAUUACUUUUUUGUCUCUGUUAAGACCGAUGAACUAUUGGUUUUCGGAUUUGACGAUGUUACCUUACAUUACAUGUUUUUAUAUUCAUAUAAUCAUGAUCUUACGUGACUUUUGUUUACUUGUGAAUCUGUCGUUAAUUUCAUAUUCUGUUAUACAUUAUAGUUGACAAGAUGCCAGAUUUGAGCACCAAUAAGAGUUCAACGAAGACUUUGAUAUCUGCAAAAAAGAACCCUCUCAAAAGUACAGACAAGGUUAGCCACUCUUCAAGUUCCAGACAGCACGACAGAAAAUAUUCCCAUUCUAAGAUUACUCGAAGUCCACCUAGGCGACGUGCUAGACGAAGUCGUACGUCAACAUCCAGUUCCUCAGAUUCGAAUUCGUCAUCAUCUGAUUCUGACUCAAAUGACUCUUCGGCAUCGGACUCCUCAAAUUCAUCGAAGGGAUCCAAAAAAUCUAAUCUUGUCCCAGCUUCGGAUACAAAAAACCUUAGUGAACGUCCUCAUCCACCCGGUCAGUCAAGUUCUAUGCAUUCUAAAGUAAGCGAUAAAACACAACAGAUGUCUUAUAAAUCAUCGGAACCUGGUGAUUCAAAGAAAAAAGUAGUCAGUGCAUUAACGUCUAAGGAUGAACUGAGCAAACCUGAGGGUAACCCAAAAUCAAAUUCAACAGAUCACUUAUUAAAAGUUCCAGAUACUUCAGCUGUUACUGGGUCGACACUUUCGUCUUCAGUGCAGGAUUCUGACGAUAAGGUUGCAGAGACAUCGAAAAAUAAGAAUCGGGAUAAAACAUCACAUAAUAUUGUAUCAAAGCCAAACAAGGAGAACAAUGCAGAAAAACCUCUUCCUAAUAACAAUUCUGCAUCCGAUAGUCGGUUCACUCGUGUACUUAUUGAGAAGUUGACUAAAAAUAUAACAAAGGUUCAUAUUCAGGAAAUAUUCUCCGUUUGGGGAGAAAUCCAUUCAGUUGAUCUUCCACCUGAUCGUAUUCACCCGGAAUUUAACAGGGGGUAUGGUUAUGUUGAGUAUGUCGAUUCCAAGUCAGCCAGUGAUGCAGUUAAUUUCAUGAAUGGAGGACAAAUAGAUGGACAAGAAGUAAGAGUUUCUGAAGUUCAUUCUCGAACGGCACACCUAAGUGAUCAUGCAGGCCGUUCAGAUGAACGAACAGCUACAGAAAAAGAGGCCAUGAUUCAUCAAAGCAUGAUCGUGCAAGAACAUAAUCGUGUGAAAGAAGAUUCUGGUAAAAAACGUGCUUCUCACAAUCAUUUUCGAACUCAUGAUAGGCAAGAGCAUUCUCGAAUUCGAGAACGCAUUAGGGAUCGUGAACGUGAAAGAACACGUGGCAGUCGUCUAGAUAAUGAACUCAAAAGAAACCGACGAGGAAGCAGUGGCAGUCCAUUUGCAAGUCAUUCAACUAAUCGACCUCGUUCUCCUCUUACGGGAUCACGUUACCGCAGACCUAGUCCUCCAAGCUCUCGAACUGGCCCUAAACGACCUAGGUCCCAUAGUCCUAAAGCAAAAUUACAAUCAACUGCUGGUCGAGGUGAUAAAAAACCUGGAGAUGUUAACCGUCGUGAUAAGAAAGCAUCUUCCCGUUCAUCGUCUUCGUCUUCUUCCAACUCAGGAUCAUCUUCUUCCUCCUCAUCAAGUUCGAAUUCCGGUUCUAGUUCAUCCUCUAGUUCAAGUUCUUCUCGCUCACAUUCUUAA